Molecule: messenger RNA, 4203 nt
Organism: Cololabis saira (Pacific saury)
Lineage: Eukaryota; Metazoa; Chordata; Actinopteri; Beloniformes; Belonidae
Gene: fgd
Product: faciogenital dysplasia
Exons: 19
Coding region: 290-3013 (907 amino acids)
Biological process (GO): filopodium assembly; cytoskeleton organization
Cellular component (GO): cytoplasm
Molecular function (GO): metal ion binding; guanyl-nucleotide exchange factor activity
Source: RefSeq, a predicted model, not a curated record
GAGAGCGCUGCCUCUGGAGACAGAGACGGAGAGGGGAGAGGGCUGCACGGAGGGACAUUACUGCUCUUAUUCUGCACAAGACGGACCCGGAUAACAUCUACCGUGUCCGCUGGAACCACCACGAGGCGUCCCCGGCAGCUCCGUUUGUUUUUGUUGUGCGUUACAGAAAAAGAGGAGUUUCUCCUUGUGAGUUGAGUUCACGGACCGCUGGAGCUGCUGCUGCUGCUGCUGUUUCUCCGGGAGAAAAGGACUUCACAGGAAGACCCGACACCCGCAACUUUAGUGCAAAAUGCAGGGGGGUUCGGCUACGGACCUGCCUGCCUCCUCUCUGCAGUACCCGUGUGGAUCCGUGGACUACCUGUGUUCUCCACAGCUGGUCAAGAAAGGUCCGACGCCCAGACCAUGUCACGACAAGCCCGCCAUCAAACCGCGGCCCCAGCCCCCCGCCUCACCCAGAACACCAAGCGCACAGAAGCCUCAAGUGCCCCCUAAACCUCCGCACCUCCUUGCACUCGGGCAAGACAAGAAGCCGAAGAGGAUCCCGCCAGCACCCUCAAGACCUCUGCCCGCACCCCCUCUCCCACCUAAACCAAAGCCGCCUCCAACCCCGUCGGGAGCACAGCCGCAGAGAGAGGCCCAGAAGGUUGGACUGCUCAUUGAGAGGUUUGAGAACUCAAAAGUUCCCAUUCUGGGGGUGCUCCCACGGUCGCAGCUGCACCUGUGUCUGAGAAUGGACACUGCAUCUGACGUCCCUCCCUCCUGCGGCACGGACACCACAGCAAAGGUUGCAGGAGACUCCUCUCCCGUGGACGAACUUGCACUUGGCAUCGUGGACCAAACUGAUGAAGUCUCCGAACUUUCCCGUCUGGCUUCCAUGCACAUCGACGGCUCAGGCAACGGGGCCCUGGACAACUGUGUCGAGGAUGAAAUUGCGCGCAGGGUGGGUUGCCUCGACAAAGCAGAGCAGGAAGAGGGCUCUUCACAUAAACUCAUGGAUAAUCCAGACUCCUCAGAGCAGAAUGGGAAGAUUCCCAACAGGGACAGUGGCAUUGACAGCCCAUCGUGCGCCGCAGAAGGGGAGGUGUUCCCCAACGAGGACGCCAUUGAUGAGGAGGAUCAUUAUGACAGUGUCACUGAAACAGAGAGUGUAUCUUGCUGCGUUACCCUGGACAACAAGCGAGACUCAACGCAGGAUGAGGACAGUGACUUAGAUGAGGGCAGCAGUGGGGAGAUACACUCGCUGACGGACGCACAGACCGCCUAUCUGACAGAUGCACACUCAGAGGCGAACAAGUGCUCAGAGGCUCAGAAGCUCUUGAACAUCGCCAAAGAGCUACUCCACACUGAAGAGGCCUACGUAAAACGACUCAACCUUCUUGACCAGGUAUUUUGCACUAAGCUCACAGAGGCUGGAAUCCCUCAGGACGUCAUCACAGGGAUCUUCUCCAACAUCUCCUCCAUCUACUGCUUCCACGAUAAGUUCCUGCUGCCUGAGCUAAAGACACGGAUUACUGGAGAAUGGGACUCAAAUCCUCGUAUUGGGGAUAUCCUCCAGAAGCUGGCCCCAUUCAUGAAGAUGUAUGGAGAGUACGUGAAGAACUUCGACCGAGCAAUGGACCUGGUCAACACGUGGACGCAGAGGUCUUCACAGUUCAAGAGCGUUGUUCAGAACAUCCAGAAACAGGAUGUGUGUGGGAACCUAACAUUGCAGCACCACAUGCUGGAGCCGGUCCAAAGGAUCCCCCGCUAUGAGCUGCUGCUCAAAGAUUACCUAAAGAAGCUGCCUGAUGAUGCUCUGGACCGAAAAGAUACAGAAAAGGCACUGGAGCUCAUCUCUACUGCAGCCAACCACUCCAAUGCAGCAAUCAGGAAGAUGGAGAAGAUGCACAAGCUGUUGGAAGUGUACGAGAGGCUCGGAGGAGAGGAGGAUAUAGUCAACCCAGCCAAUGAGCUCAUCAAAGAAGGACACAUCAAAAAGAUGUCAGCCAAAAACGGAACAGCACAAGACCGAUAUCUCUACUUGUUCAACAAUAUGGUGCUAUACUGUGUGCCUAAACUCCGACUGAUGGGGCAGAAGUUCAGUGUCAGAGAGAGGAUUGACAUUGCUGGCAUGGAGGUUCAGGAAAAUGUGAAGCAGAAUCUUCCUCACACGUUCGCCAUCAUUGGUAAACAGCGCUCUCUGGAGCUUCAGGCCAGGACAGCGGAGGAGAAGGAAGAUUGGAUUCAGGUGACUAAGGCCACUAUUGAACGGCACAAACAAAACAGCGAAACCUUCAACAAGGCUUUCAACAGCUCCUUCUCUCGUGAAGAUGACCAUCUGCCUGAUUCACCGGGUCCCUGGUCCAACACUUCCAUGGACUCGGACGGCGAGAGACUCCACGAAAGGAAGAGUUCCAAGAAGAAGGAGAAAGAGAAGCAAACAUGCAAAGGCUGCAAUGAGAGCUUUAAUUUCACCAAGCGCAAACAUCACUGCAAGGCCUGCGGAGCGGCCAUCUGUGCAAAGUGUUCAAAGACCUUGGACAACAAAACCAGCAGAGUGUGCCCAGAAUGUGCCCAGAAAGCCAGCGUCAGUCUGGAGAAUUCCUGUGCUGGUGAACAGAAAAGAAAAGCUGCACCUGAGAGACAAGCGUCUCUAACAGGAGAAAACUGCCUGCUGUGUGGCUACCUUCAAGUGCAGGAGAAGGGGAAGAGCUGGACAAAGGUGUGGGUGGCUGUAACUAAGGCUGAACCACUGGUGCUGUACCUGCAAAGUAAUGGUCAGGAAUCCAAGGGGUCGCGGGCAGUACCUCUCCCCGGGUUCGAGGUUAGCGCGGUACCGUCGGGAACAGCGGACAAAUCGGACGUCAAACACAUCUUCCGGCUCAGUCACACCCAGCUCCAGCAAACGUUACUUUUAAGUGCCCAAGACGCAGAACUUCAGGCCAAGUGGGUGGAGGUCCUCUCCAAAGCUGCCCGUGGAGAAAUGCCCACGGAUGCAUCAGCAAGUCUGACUGAACACAGGAAGAGCCAGUAGUGGCCACACUGGAGCCACAGGACUCGUCCGCCUCCCGGUCUCCUGUGUAUAGAGCACACAUUACUUGAAUUCAUUUUACAUUGGCACUUUUUUUUCCUCCAACUUUCAAAAGGACAACUCAAUCCUUCCUAUGCCUCUGCAAUCUCAUCCUCCUGACCACACACCAACUCCUUCUUCUCCGUCUUUCUAUCUCUCUCACAUACAAGCAAGGACUAUGCUACCGAGCCAACAAUGCCACUGGUCAGGAUUUUAUUAUAAAACUCUCAUUGUGUUCAGCAGCUUGAGCAGAAGAACUAUUAUUUGUAAUAUAUCUGAAGAAAAUUUUUAAAUGAAGUUCUUGUACAUUAUUUCACAGUGUUGUGAAGCAUUAACUCUUAAGUGUCUUGUUUUUCCAUUCGUGCGGAAAUGUGUGUAUGUGUGUGUGUUUGAGUGUGUGUCCCCCUCCUGUGUUUCUUUUUUAAGUAUUGAAUGUUGAUGUAAAAAUCCACAGUGGUGGUUCAGUGGAUAUUGUACAGUAUGUAUACUAUAGUUUGAUGUACUGAAACAAAGAAAAGACAUUUAACUUAAAGACAAAGAAAUGUGUUAAUUUGUGGCUGGCCACCUGAUGCUCCCGGUUCUAGCGCCCAUCUUACCCUCUCCCCUUCCCCUCUCUCUCUUCAGUACAUCAAAACCUGAUUCCCUCUCCAUCAUUGGUCCUGGAGUCUUAACUUAUAUCUACCCCCACUCUCGUUCCUGUGAAUGAUCGCAGCCAGAAUGAGAUCAGGUGGCGUAGUUUCUGACCCUGUGGUUGAAGGUCCGUCACAAUAUCUUGACUUCCUGUAUAGUUCUGUGUCUCAACAUAUCAGCACCUCUCCCUUUGGUGAUGUGACGGAAAUCAAGUACUGUACUAUUAAACCGUACCCGCUGCGUUGCCCUCUUCCAAGUCCCCUGUCAGCACCAGCCUUUAAACAAGAGUAGCAAAUAAACUUGUCAUUGGAUCUCUUUGUGCAUGUAAAAUCACUCAUAUUUAUAUACCCUGCUAUGAAAUCUUGCCUUUGUCCCUCUUUUUUAUCCUCAAGAAUUCAUUCUUGUUGUACUGUAAGUGAGCAGUCACCAAUGAGUGUUUUAAUCAUGGAUUGUGCACAGUGGGAAAACGGUCAAGCAUAUCAUAAAUAAAUAAAACGUGGCUCAUUUGGUGCCACUCAAUAAGA